GUUUGAUUACCUUUAAAAUACUCGAUGUUCCCAAUUUCGAAUGUUUAUUCUGGUUUCUUCUUUGUUUAUGGUGCUUUAUCUAUGUUCCCCUAUUUUCUUCUCGUGACCGAUGAUGUAAGUUGCGCGGAACUUUGAUCGAUUACUCCCGUUUAAGAGGGGGUUUUGUCGUCGGUGAAUUUUCUUAAACCUUGGUUUCAUCUAUUUAUGAGUGCGCUAUUGCAAUAGUCAUCAAAUAUUAUUCCCGUGCCUAUCUGCUUCUCCCCGGAGAUUAAUGUACUCGGAUGUCUCCCUGAAAUCUUAUUCCUUGUGACCGACGUUUUUAUAUGAAAAAAGUUUGGAUCGCUUAGUUGUUUGUAGUAUGCACUGUGUCGCAAUUUUUAUGUUUUGUGAUCAUGUUCUUUUUUCUCUUUCUUAAGCAUCGAAUUUUGAAAUUUAAGCGAGCGCAAAAUUGAGUAUGUUUGAAGUGAUGGACAUAGAGGGAAGUGAUAGUCAUUCCUUGUCAAGGAUUUUAUGCUAAUUCUAUUUGCUCACGUUUCUCAAAAGCCUGCCAAGUUAGACAAACCCUCUCUAUGAUUGAAUGCGCGAACCAUGAAGAGACUCGUAUUCAUACAAUUAAAGAAACGGAAGACCUCGUCGCCUCCUUUCCAAGGAACUUCAGAUUGCUGGAGGAACUUGAACGGGGAGAAAAAGGUAUUGGAGAUGGCACAGUUAGCUAUGGAAUGGACGAUGGUGAUGACAUAUACAUGCGCUCUUGGACUGGCACCAUUAUUGGUCCCCAUAAUACUGUACAUGAAGGACGGAUUUAUCAAUUGAAGCUCUUUUGUGAUAAAGAUUACCCAGAGAAGCCCCCAAGUGUUCGAUUUCAUUCACGGAUUAAUAUGACCUGUGUUAAUCAUGAAACUGGAGUGGUUGAACCAAAGAAGUUCGGUGUUCUUGCAAACUGGCAACGAGAGUACACCAUGGAGGAUAUACUGACCCAGCUGAAAAAAGAAAUGGCUGCUCCACAAAACCGGAAGCUUGUCCAGCCUCCAGAAGGUACCUACUUUUAGCGUCCAACGACUUGUAGGGGAUAUACGUAUUGCAUUUGUACCGUGCAAUAUAGUUUGCAAUGCUUUGUGGAUCUUAAAUUAAAGAACAUGAGGGGAAUGCCCCAAAAGGUUUCAUCCUUCCCUCCCCAUGGCUUCAAAGUUGUUUUGUCAUUAGACUUUGUCAACUGUGUUGAAGGGAUACUGUUUGAUGGGAUGUUAUCAGUGUGUCGCGUAUUGGAAUUUAACUGUUAAAAGCAAUAUUUCAAUUGAUAUAAGAAUUAAGGUAUAACAUUUUAUUA
This is a messenger RNA of Prosopis cineraria, 1327 nucleotides long. RefSeq names its product ubiquitin-conjugating enzyme E2 variant 1C-like. Gene Ontology annotation, cellular component: nucleus. The record is from RefSeq and is a predicted model, not a curated record. The coding region runs from base 570 to 1049 and encodes 159 amino acids. Lineage: Eukaryota; Viridiplantae; Streptophyta; Magnoliopsida; Fabales; Fabaceae. Gene Ontology annotation, biological process: protein K63-linked ubiquitination; DNA damage tolerance. The transcript has 4 exons.